Coffea eugenioides is the source of this 993-nucleotide messenger RNA. RefSeq names its product protein EMBRYO DEFECTIVE 514-like. The transcript is spliced from 2 exons. Bases 52 to 792 code for a protein of 246 amino acids. Gene Ontology annotation, cellular component: chloroplast. The record is from RefSeq and is a predicted model, not a curated record. Lineage: Eukaryota; Viridiplantae; Streptophyta; Magnoliopsida; Gentianales; Rubiaceae. Gene Ontology annotation, biological process: chloroplast rRNA processing; chloroplast organization.
UUCAAGCUCCUUUUCCUCCAAACGCUCCCUCCUCUUUUAACUCCCUAAACUAUGGCGGAAACAGAGCAAAAGCAAACCCCAGAAACCCUAGCCGACGGUGAGGUGAAGGAAUCGUCCACUCAACACAUGGAAAUAGUUGAAGCCCAAGAUGAUGACGCGGCGGUCGGCGGCGCCGGCGGCUUAAAGCGCGUCAGAGAUGAAGCUGACGAGGAGGGAGAGAACAGCGAAGAUGUCAAGAAGUUGAAGGCUGAUGAUAAGUCCGUAGAAGAGGAACGGCUUGAGAAAACGGCUGACGCGGAGCCUAAGUCGUGUUCGGAGCCGGAGCCGGAGCCUAAGUCGAGUUCAAAGCCGGAACUUAAAUCGGGUCCCGUCGAAUUGGGUCCGAAGAGCUUUGAAUCGUCUGUGGAGAUGUUUGAUUACUUUUACAAGUUUCUGCAUUUCUGGACACCUAAUGUGAAUGUCAAUAAGUAUGAGCAUGUGAUGUUGCUAGAGUUGAUCAAGAAGGGUCAUUUGGAGCCAGAUAAAAAGAUUGGUAAUGGGAUCCGUGCCUUCCAAGUCCGAUACCAUCCAAAGUUCAAAAGUCGAUGUUUCUUCCUAACAAGGGAGGAUGAUUCUGUGGAUGACUUUAGCUUCAGGAAGUGUGUUGAUCACAUACUUCCUUUGCCAGAGAACAUGCAGGUUAAGCAUGAUGUCAACAAGGUAUUGGGUGGAGGCCGUGGUGGUAAAGCUGGUGGCUGUGGAAGAGGAGGACGUGGCCAUUACCGUGGAAGGGGUGGCAAGUCAAGAAACUAAGGCCAUCUCAUGCGUGCAUAAAUACUUUGGUGGUGGUUGAAGGAUCAAUACACACUGUAUUUCUUCUUCCCAUCUAGCUAAACUGCUGUCUUCGCAAAUUUUGGCCCAUAUAUCUUAUUUUGGCUUUUGAAAUUAGCAUUAUUGUAGUACCUGAAAAAUCCAGUUUUAGUAAUUAGAUCAAAAUUAGCUUGCAGAUGGUUA